CAACAACAAUCCAUCCCUUUUUCUUUCUAUCAGUGUACGGGGAGUAAAUCACAUCUGCCUUUUUUGGGAUGCAUUAAGGCUUUUUUUUGUUUUGCAUUUUAUUUUUGUUAUGGAACUCAGACUCAUGCAGAAGGACAUUUAAUUUUGGAGGAUUUUGCACUUGACAAACUUUGGAUAGAGGGAGAGAGAUUGAGAGAGGGAGAGAGAGAGAGAGGGAUAAAGCACGCUGAGGAUGGCGCGCGCUAACUUUUGGCUGUGCCUGACGGUGCUCGUGGCGCUCGAGCUGUGCGGCAGCGACGAGCCCGAGUUGCUCUCGCGCGCAGCGGCGCCCUCUGAAGUGCCCGUGCGGGCCGUGAUGCCCUCCGCUGUUUCCCUGCUCGAGGUGAUGCACGAGGAGGAGGAAGUGCCGGUGGAGGAGGAGGAGGAGGAGGCGGAAGAGGAGGAGGAGGAGGCAGCCGGCGCGCGCCAGUGCUCCGCGUGCGCGUGGCGGGAGCAGAGCCGCGCGCUGCGUCUCGAGACCAUCAAAUCGCAGAUCCUGAGCAAGCUGCGGCUCAAGCACGCGCCCAACAUCAGCCGCGCCGUGGCCGAGCAGCUGCUUCCGCGCGCGCCGCCGCUGCAGCGCCUCCUCGACCAGCACGACUUCCAGGGAGACGCGGCGGGAACCGGAGCAGCGCGAGAGCUGGACGAGUUCACCGAGGCGGAUGAGUAUCACGCCACCACCGAGUCGGUGAUCGCAAUGGCCUCAGAGCCGGAGCCAAUAGUCCAGGUGGAUGGAAAACCAAGCUGCUGUUUCUUCAAGUUCAGUCCCAAGUUGAUGUUCACUAAAGUGCUGAAAGCCCAGCUCUGGGUUUACCUUCGGCCACUGCAACAAACUUCUACUGUUUACCUGCAGAUCCUGCGUCUUAAACCUGUAACUGAUCAGGGCAGCCGCCACAUCCGCAUCCGCUCCCUCAAAAUCGAGCUCAACUCACGGUCAGGCUACUGGCAGAGCAUUGACUUUAAACAUGUCCUGCAGAACUGGUUCAAGCAGCCACACACAAACUGGGGCAUUGAUAUAAAUGCCUUUGAUGAAAGUGGCAAUGAUCUGGCUGUGACCUCACUAAGGCCUGGAGAAGAAGGGCUGCAGCCGUUCCUGGAGGUGAAGGUUCUCGAGACGACAAAGCGUUCGCGUCGUAAUCUUGGCCUGGACUGCGACGAGCACUCAACCGAAUCUCGCUGCUGCCGCUACCCACUCACAGUGGACUUUGAGGCAUUUGGAUGGGAUUGGAUCAUUGCUCCUAAGCGCUACAAGGCCAACUACUGUUCAGGCCAGUGUGAGUACAUGUUCAUGCAGAAGUACCCACACACCCAUUUGGUGCAGCACGCUAAUCCUCGAGGUUCGGCCGGCCCUUGCUGUACACCCACCAAAAUGUCACCCAUAAAUAUGCUCUAUUUUAACGACAAGCAGCAGAUCAUCCACGGAAAGAUUCCUGGCAUGGUGGUGGAUCGCUGCGGCUGCUCUUAGACUCAAAAGGUGGCUCGUUUGGUCUGCUUGUGACUGUUCAUAUGUCUCCUGUUUUGCUUUCCUCUUACGUCCUGGAGGAUUGACACAAAGAUCAAGGAGGCUAGAUUUAGCUUGUUACCGUAGUCAGCUAAUAACAGAAUAAUUCAUGGUAAAAGUGGUAAAAACUGAAGCAGAAGGGCAAAGAUUCCUGUGAACAAUUUGGAAGUUUGAAGACCGGCUGGUGAGAGAAAAGCGAGACAUUUAUUUAUUCCUUUGCUGUGUUAGUUUUUUAUGUGUUUGUUGCUCCUGGUUUUGAUUUUACGUGUUUGAUUUUAACUGUUUAAUAGCUAAGAUAUUUUUAAAUUGGCUCCAAAGUGAUUAAGCCGGUUCUUAAGCCUGUUUUAUUCUGUCUUACUGAAAGGGCAAAAACCCAGUACUGCAUACUGCCCUCUGUAAAUACUGUGACAGUGAAGUCAGCGCUGUUCCUUGCUUUUAAUUUGCUGUCGCCUGCUAAAACCAAGAAUAUUCGCAACACAUCGAAAAGAAUCCGAUUAAAGCCACAGUUUAAGCAUGUACUCGUAUCAAGUUAUAAUUACAGAUAGCUGCCUGACCUUUAUAAAGGUUUAAAAAUGACAUGUUACUUAUUUAAAUGCUACUUAUGAAAAAAAAAUAUUUACAUUUACCUGCAAAU
Messenger RNA from Neoarius graeffei (lesser salmon catfish), 2174 nucleotides. It is a transcript of the gene gdf11, whose product is annotated as growth differentiation factor 11. The transcript has 3 exons. Gene Ontology annotation, molecular function: growth factor activity; cytokine activity. Gene Ontology annotation, biological process: SMAD protein signal transduction. The record is from RefSeq and is a predicted model, not a curated record. The coding region runs from base 233 to 1504 and encodes 423 amino acids. NCBI's taxonomy places the organism in Eukaryota, Metazoa, Chordata, Actinopteri, Siluriformes, Ariidae. Gene Ontology annotation, cellular component: extracellular region.